AGCAGUAGCAGCAGCAGCAGCAGCAGCACAGCCAGAAACAGAAGUGACCGCUAGCUUCAUGUCAGCCACACAGACAGUACUCUACUAGCAAGAGCGGAAAUCUUUCAGAGGGAAGAAGGAGAGGGAGAGACAGAGGGAGAGUGAGGGGGGCUGCUGCAAGGGAUACUGGACUUUACUUCCUCGCAUUUGAACUCGACUAAAUAUUGCUGCCGAUUUGUGUUUACCUUUCUUAAAAGAGCUCGGGGAUAUCCGCUGUAGAGAGGUUAGCUAUAGCCGCCGCCAUCUCUUCGCAGUCGGAGCGACCGCCGUGUCUUCCACACCAUGGGGAACGCUGCCACCGCCAAGAAGGGCAACGAGCUAGAGAGCGAGACUUUUGUGAAAGAGUUUCUAGCCAAGGCCAAAGAAGAUUUCUUACGGAAAUGGGAAUGCCCACAACAGAGCACAACGUGCCUAGAUGACUUUGACAGAUUAAAGACCCUGGGUACCGGCUCGUUUGGGAGAGUCAUGCUGGUGAAACACAAAGGAACAGAGCAAUACUAUGCCAUGAAAAUACUGGACAAGCAGAAGGUGGUGAAACUCAAGCAAAUAGAACACACAUUAAAUGAGAAGAGGAUAUUACAGGCUGUGAGCUUCCCCUUUCUCGUCAAAGUUGAGUACGCGUUUAAGGACAACUCCAAUUUGUACAUGGUGAUGGAGUACGUGCCAGGAGGAGAGAUGUUCUCACACUUAAGACGAAUUGGAAGGUUCAGUGAACCACAUGCACGAUUUUAUGCUGCCCAAAUAGUGCUUACAUUUGAGUACCUUCAUUCACUAGAUCUCAUAUACAGAGAUCUGAAACCUGAGAACCUUCUCAUUGACCACAGCGGCUACAUUCAGGUGACAGACUUUGGAUUUGCCAAGAGGGUAAAAGGCAGGACCUGGACGUUGUGUGGGACACCGGAGUACCUGGCGCCAGAAAUCAUCCUUAGCAAAGGCUAUAACAAAGCUGUGGACUGGUGGGCCCUCGGUGUUCUCAUCUAUGAAAUGGCAGCUGGCUACCCUCCAUUCUUUGCAGAUCAACCUAUUCAGAUCUAUGAGAAAAUAGUGUCUGGAAAGGUCCGAUUCCCCUCCCACUUCAGCUCCGACUUGAAGGAUCUGUUGAGAAACCUGCUGCAGGUGGAUCUGACCAAACGUUACGGGAACCUGAAGAACGGAGUCAAUGACAUUAAGGGCCACAAAUGGUUCGCCACAACAGACUGGAUUGCAAUCUAUGAGAGAAAGGUGGAAGCCCCGUUCAUACCAAAGUGCAGAGGCCCAGGGGACACCAGCAACUUUGACGACUACGAGGAGGAGGAAAUCCGCGUUUCUUUAACGGAAAAAUGCGCAAAAGAGUUUGCAGAGUUUUAGGACGUGGUAACAUGGAUAUAUCAGGGAAAAUAAGGGGAUCUUUGCACUCUUCUAAAGACUUGGGAUGGAGCAGAGACCAUCGUUUUUCAAAUCUACUACAUA
Messenger RNA from Xiphias gladius (swordfish), 1488 nucleotides. RefSeq names its product protein kinase, cAMP-dependent, catalytic, beta b (gene prkacbb). Bases 322 to 1386 code for a protein of 354 amino acids. The record is from RefSeq and is a predicted model, not a curated record. Gene Ontology annotation, cellular component: nucleus; cAMP-dependent protein kinase complex. NCBI's taxonomy places the organism in Eukaryota, Metazoa, Chordata, Actinopteri, Istiophoriformes, Xiphiidae. Gene Ontology annotation, biological process: peptidyl-serine phosphorylation. Gene Ontology annotation, molecular function: cAMP-dependent protein kinase activity; ATP binding. The transcript has 11 exons.